Amorphotheca resinae ATCC 22711 is the source of this 732-nucleotide messenger RNA. RefSeq lists its product as hypothetical. Gene Ontology annotation, biological process: chromatin remodeling. The annotation marks the transcript as partial. Lineage: Eukaryota; Fungi; Ascomycota; Leotiomycetes; Helotiales; Amorphothecaceae. The record is from RefSeq and is a predicted model, not a curated record. The transcript is spliced from 2 exons. Gene Ontology annotation, cellular component: Ino80 complex.
GCGCGACGAAAAUCGUCCAAGGGGGCAUUGAUCGUCACGUUAAAGCUGUCGCCCGAUGCUCUGUCAAAAUUCGGUCCGGCACCACUCAUAAAGGAGGAAGUCCCAUCGAAGGACUCUUCGCCCACCACCUCGAAUUCACUCCCGGCUGCUGCGAGUUCGCAUGGGGACAACCCAUCAGAGUCGGCCUCGAAUACGCCUGCUACUACCAGCGGCACACCAGUUCCCUCAUCGAUGCCACCCCCGACGGAAGGCGUCAAGAAGAAGGGCGUCAAGAGAAGCUCGGGAGUCGCAUUGGGCACAGAUGCAGUUCCUAAGGUCAGAGGCAAGCCUGGUCCGAAGAAGAAGGCAAGAUUGGAGGAUGGUACUAUCGAUCACAGCAGCACCGCCCCAAGGGCAUCGAAUACGACUGCGGCGGCUCACAGACUCGGCCCCAAGGCGAACCAAGGUGCAAUCAAUGCUGGUCUGAGGGCCCUUGACCGGACUGGCAAGCCAUGUCGCAAGUGGCAGAAAGGUUCCUUCAAGCUCAAGAGCUUCACGGGCGUUGUCUGGGAAAUCCCUCGCUGGAAAGCACCCCCGAAGGUCAAAGCUGAAGGCAACCCAGAAGGGUCCGCAUCAGGCGAAAGUAGCAAGGAGAACAAGGACAACAGUCAAAUCGAGAGCGAGAAGAGCAACAAUGGGGCCGAUGUUGAGAUGGCCAGCGCUGCCAGUCAAAACGUUAGCUCCCCGGCUCCC